AUGGCACCAAUUCCACCUCCACGAAGAAGUGCAAUCUCUGAGCUCGAAGCCGAUGAAAGAGAAGUGGACGAAAUGGCUACACCCGAGCUCGAGGCAUUUCACCCUAAAAAGGAAAGGGACACUCGGAACUAUGUUUGCUACAAUUGCAAGGCUCCUGUUCUGGUACGGAUGUGGAUUGGAAAACUACACCUCUCCAAAUUGUCCUCGGUGCGCGGGAAACGAGAGGAAGAGCAGUUUAAAGCCCCGGGGGAAUUGCUCUCAGGAGAAGAGCCCGGAGUCCCAUUAGAACCCCCACCCACUUCUCUUUCUAGCAGCUCAGUGUCCGUCCCCGUCCCUACCAACACUCCUUCAUUUACACCUGUUCCAGCACCCCUUCCGUGCCCGAAAGAGACAGACCCGAAUGCUCAUGUACUCACUGAACAACAGUCCAAGCGCUUACAAGAUGCCAUAAGUCUGUUCCCAUCCUCUGUUGUCCAAGGCUUAGGAAAAACAACACGGCAUUACCCGAUUUCCCCAGCGGUACAGAAACUUCUUUAUGAGGAAUUGGAACGUAUGCUUAAGCUUGGUGCUAUCGAGCAAAGUAACAGUGCGUGGAGCUCUCCUGUAGUCCUAGUGCGUAAGCCUGGCAAAAAUCGCUUAUGUCUAGACUACAAGAAAGUCAACGCCAAAACUAAGAAAGAUGCGUAUCCACUUUUUCAUAUUGAAGGAUUGCUAUCGCGUCUUCCAGAUACACAUUUCAUUUCGAGUGUGGAUCUAAAAGAUGCUUUUUGGCAGAUCCCGUUGGAGAAAUCAUCUCGGGAAAAGACGGCGUUUACUGUGCCCGGCAUGCCCCUGUUGCAGUUUACGGUUAUGCCAUUUGGCCUCUGUAAUGCCCCACAACGCAUGGUCAGAUUAAUGGACAAAGUGGUGCCCCAUCAACUGCGAGAAAAAAUCUUUCCGUACUUGGAUGACCUGUUAGUGGUAUCUAGCACUGUUUAA
Molecule: messenger RNA, 978 nt
Organism: Episyrphus balteatus (marmalade hoverfly)
Lineage: Eukaryota; Metazoa; Arthropoda; Insecta; Diptera; Syrphidae
Exons: 2
Coding region: 1-978 (325 amino acids)
Source: RefSeq, a predicted model, not a curated record